Saimiri boliviensis boliviensis (Bolivian squirrel monkey) is the source of this 2726-nucleotide messenger RNA. RefSeq names its product monocyte to macrophage differentiation associated (gene MMD). NCBI's taxonomy places the organism in Eukaryota, Metazoa, Chordata, Mammalia, Primates, Cebidae. The record is from RefSeq and is a predicted model, not a curated record. Gene Ontology annotation, molecular function: pore-forming activity. Gene Ontology annotation, cellular component: membrane.
GAGCCGGGCUCCGGGGCGGGGCGCAGGAGCCCCGGGGCGGAGGAGCCGGGUAGGCGGGAGGCGGGAGGCGUCGGGGCCGUUUAAGCGGCCUCCCUCCCGCCCCCAGCCGCCCGGUCUGGCCCCAGCCCAGUCCCGACCCCCGGCCUGGCCCACUCCGGCCUUACCCGGCCGAAGGGUUCCACUGGACACGCAGGCGGCCCCUGGAGCAGCACAAGCCCAUGAGGGCCGCGCGCCCGGCCGCCGGUGCUGACGAGACGGAGCUCCCGGCCCCCGAGGAGGAGCAGAGGAUCAAUGCGGUUCAAGAAUCGAUUCCAGCGGUUCAUGAACCAUCGAGCUCCAGCCAAUGGCCGCUACAAACCAACUUGCUAUGAACAUGCUGCUAACUGUUACACACAUGCAUUCCUCAUUGUUCCGGCCAUUGUGGGCAGUGCCCUCCUCCAUCGGCUGUCUGAUGACUGCUGGGAAAAGAUAACAGCAUGGAUUUAUGGGAUGGGACUCUGUGCCCUGUUCAUCGUUUCUACAGUAUUUCACAUUGUAUCAUGGAAAAAGAGCCACUUAAGGACAGUGGAGCAUUGUUUUCACAUGUGUGAUAGAAUGGUUAUCUAUUUCUUCAUUGCUGCUUCUUACGCUCCAUGGUUAAAUCUUCGUGAACUUGGACCCCUGGCAUCUCAUAUGCGUUGGUUUAUCUGGCUCAUGGCAGCUGGAGGAACCAUUUAUGUAUUUCUCUACCAUGAAAAGUAUAAGGUGGUUGAGCUCUUUUUCUAUCUCACAAUGGGAUUCUCUCCAGCCUUGGUGGUGACAUCAAUGAACAACACCGAUGGACUUCAGGAACUUGCCUAUGGGGGUUUAAUUUAUUGCUUGGGAGUUGUGUUCUUCAAGAGUGAUGGCAUCAUUCCAUUUGCUCAUGCCAUCUGGCACCUGUUUGUGGCCACGGCAGCUGCAGUGCAUUACUACGCCAUUUGGAAAUACCUUUACCGAAGUCCUACGGACUUUAUGCGGCAUUUAUGACCAAUCUGUACUAGGUCUCCAAACCAGUAUUAUUUCAAUUAUGGCACUUGAGAGUGAGGUGAGAGCUGAACAUUGCACAGGGAAAGAAAAAAAAAAAAAUACGAUAACCGCACUGACUUUCUUUAUAUCUUUUGAAUAUAAUUACUGUGAGAGUAUAAAGGCUGUGCUCUGGAAUUUUCCCCCUCACAGCAAAUAAAUAUAAGGUAGUGAAUUAAUUAUCCAUUCCAUUCCACUAUUGUGAAGGACUCUGAAUAGACUUGGCCAACUGAUGUUUACAAACCAGAAUUUUGUAUUUUAGUUUUACAGAUUUUACUACAUGAUUUUUCUAAAUUACUAUGUCAGGUUAUAAAAGUCAGUGCAAUAACAAAGCUUCCUUUUUAAGAAGAAAAUUGUUUCUAUCACUUUCCCAUUCACUAGGUAAAGAAUCAUGAACAGAACUUACACUACUUUUUACCAUGUUUCAUCUUGGCAUAACAUGGUUCUUUUUUAAAUAGAAACUUUAGUUUUUUGUAAAUUUUUUAAAAAACGAUUUCAUUGAAACACAUCUCUGCGGGUCCUCAUUCAUGUUGUGAAUUUUUGCAGCAAGCAGUCAACAUUCCACAAACGAACAAACAUUAUACCUCUUCUGAUAGUUUUAUGAAGCAUGGAGAAAUUGCCAAUUUUUAAAACUACGGUUUUCCAAACUUUUUGCCAACCUCUUACUCUGAAUUCAGUGCUGCUUUGAGACAUACACUUGACCUAGCCUGUUUUACCAGUGAUGGAAAAGUAUUUUGAUAUCAUUAACUUUUUCAAAAGAUCCAACUUUAUGCCUUUGCCACAUUCUCUUCAGGGUCUCUUUCAACAUUGGAUGAGUAUUUUGUCUGUAUUUUGUAUGUAUUGGGACGGCCAUCUGCUGAAACUCCUGAAGAGCAUUAUGUAUUACAGUGAGCAGUUGUAUUCCCUGUUUGGUGCCCAAUGGUUAAGUCGUAGUCAUUUAGCUUUAUAUUGUCAGUUUGAUAUUUAUUUUAAAUUGUGGAACUAGACACAUAAAUUCACAUUUCUACCUUUCCUUUGCAUCUUCCAAUAUAGUGUGUGUGUGUGUUUUUUUUUCCUAGAAAAAUAUUUAAAGCCUUGUUUGACAGGUAGAAACUCAUGUAUCUCUAGUCCAUGAGUUAUAUCCUGGCUCAGUGGAGUGAUAUUUAUGUAUAAUUUUUACUUUUUUCUUAGUGUCUUAUAUUAAGAUUAACAUAUUAUUAAUAGUUGCUUUGCUGAUUAAUCUCUCUUGUCGGUGUUUUAAUAAAUGAAAUAGCCUUGCCUUUAGAUCAGGUGCUGAUAUUGCCUGUUUCCUAGUAAUGGGCUUGAUCAGUGGAAUUUUUGGUUUGAUGAUAAGCUUAUUAAUUGAAAUUUUUUACUGAUGUGGCUUUAAAAGAGGUUUAUUUUGUGUAUGUUUAGAACUCUCUGACUCUGAUGAAUUAUAUGGGAAUGAGAAACAGAAGUGGUAUUUGCUGCUGAAUUAAAUAGGCAAGGUACCCAGUGAUGACACCAACCAAACCACUCCUAUCUGCAUGAUUCUGAACAUCUAGAUGCCUGUCGUUUUACUGUGUAUAUUUUAUUUUUAUUAUAUUAACUUUCUGUGGAUUCAUUUAAAGUCUCCUCAAAAGUAACACUGUCAAAACCAGUAAUAUAUAUGUAAAAAUUGUGCUGUAGACUACAAUAAAACUGUUAUUGGAUUUGUUCCA